This is a messenger RNA of Cylindrotheca closterium, 1341 nucleotides long. The record is from the annotation of a GenBank genome assembly. Lineage: Eukaryota; Bacillariophyta; Bacillariophyceae; Bacillariales; Bacillariaceae.
AUGAAUAAGCCUCACCCAAACCCAAAGUUGAAUAAUCUAUCCAUGAAGGAACGAGAGAAUGGAAUUCACGACUUGCAUGGUGUGGCCGAUAUCCCUCAGGAGAAUGGGGCUCUUGUUCGAAGCACUCUUGAGCAACUACGCAAGCAGCUCAGCCUAAAUGACUCCGUUGCAAUUGACGACUCUGAACUUAUAAAAUUUCUGAGAGCAGAAAACUUUGAUACUCCCAAGGCCUGUGGUAGGCUUAAUCGGUUCUCGACCUUUCAAACGAAGCUCUUUGGCAAGCAUGGCAGGAUGAGGGUCUCCGAGCUGGAUGAGGAGGAUUCCAAGAUUCUACAAAGUGGAUCCAUGCAGCUGCUUCCAGAAAGAGACAAUGCUGGUAGAGCCAUCAUUAUGUGUCUUGGAGCGAUGAAGCAACAGUUGAAGACAUCACUUGAAUCAGAUCUUCGAUGUUUGUCCCUCCUCGUGUCCAAGGCCGCCAAAGAUGAAGAGACUCAAAAGCGUGGAGUAGUUGUAGUCUAUUACGCCCUGGCACAAAGGGCAUACGAUGGUCGCAACAACCGCCCGGUCCAAUUACUCAAAGCCUUUGAAUCGCUACCAGCGCGAGUGGUCGCGACACACUUUUGCUAUGACAAUUCAGCCAUGAAGCCUUUAUUGAAUCUACUUUCCAACCACAUGGAAACCAAAAUGCUGUGCCGCUUCCGAAGUCACUAUGGCCAACAUGCUGAAUGCCAAUACAGCCUCAUGUCAUUUGGCAUCCCCAAAGAGUGUCUUCCCAUUGAUGCCUUCGGCCAAGUCGAUCUUACCAACCACCAGAUGUUGCUCAAGAGAAUCAAACUUGAAGAAGAACAACACCCGCCGGGUACCACCGACAGCGGGCACAAUCCCGUGGCGGAAGGAAAGAUAAAAGCAGAGAAAUUUUUAAUCCCCGGAUAUUUGGAUAUCAUUCUUGGACGAGGACAACACGCUAAGAACACACCAGGUCAUCAACGGUUCAAGCAACUAAUAGAAGCUCAACAACCUCGUUACGAAGCGGCUGAGAAAUCUCUAAAAACAGUCGUAGCGGAUGCUAUUUUAAAGGAGCUCAAGGAGGCAGGAUGCCGAUUCUUGAAACCUCGCCCACAAGGUGGCUGGGUGCAAGUUAAUGACGACGCUGGCAGGGAAAAAAUCAACCAUGCAUUCCGUAACCUACGAAAUAACUCCAGGAGAGCAGCAGCAGCAGCAGCUUCCACCACUCAGUCAUGUUCGAGGAAACGAGCCUUUGAGGAUGAUUUGGAUUCUGAAAUGUAUCGCCCUUUCAAACUGACAGCAGACUUUUCGGCUUCGGAUUUCUUUCCUCUUUAG